AUGAGAGUGUUUGAAUCGCUCAACUGCAUUGUCUGCAAGCAACCGUAUGCUCGAGUUGUUAAUCAACCUCGAUCUCCACGUCAAUUUCGCUGUGGAUUGGCCAUGUGCAACGAAUGUUUCGUGGAAGAAGGAAGAAAACAUCAAUGUGGACUUAGUGAUUGUUUCAAUAAUAAUCGCAAUUUUGCCUACUUUUUGAUUGACAUUUUGUCACAAGAAAACGCUCUGAUGUUUACUCCAAUGGGAUAUUGGCUUGUGAAGCCUUUCAAAAUUCCGAAAUGUCCAAUUUGUCAUGGUGAAUAUUCAAAUGAAAUUGAGGCAAAGAAAUCGUUUGCUCUUCGAUGUGGGCAUAUCAUUUGCAUGCAAUGCUGUUUGAAGACAAAUCCUAGUUACACUGCUGUCAAGAAAAAGAAAGAACCGUUUCAUGAUUUUUUAAAUGAACUACCCGAAAUGACUAGGCAGAUGAAACAGAUGGAUAAUCCAAAAAUGAAAGCUUCGCUGAAUGCUGUGAUGAAUACUUUACCGAGUUCCGAAGAUGAUCCUAGCUGCAGUGAAUGUCACAAAAAGGGUAUUGUCGACGAAAUGUUUUAUUGCAGUGAAUGUGGUUUUGAAAUUUGUGCUGUUUGUGCUUGCAAAAAACAUCGUUUGCAUGAAGUCAUUCCUCUAUUGGAAAAACAGGCUAACCAAAUGUUGAUGAAACGUCAACAAGAGUCAAGAAAUGUCAUCAAGACAUACAAGAAGUUGGUUCCUGAACUACACAAGAACCUUCUCGAGGGCAUUGACGUCUUUGAAAUGAAAUUGCUUUUGAAAGAAGAAACUCUCAAGGGCGCUCCAAAUUUGGCCGAUUUACAGGAGAAACACGAGGCAUUCACAAAAAUUACGUCCAAGUUUGAGUCAUCCGCUAAGAAUUACUUGCCUCAUUUGCGCAGAUUCGAUGCUGAAGUCAAACAAUUGAUUCGAACCCUCAACGAGAACCCUGAUGUCGAGGAAAUCCGAAUACAAGAUUAUGUGGAUCAUAUGAAUAAUUCUUUUGAUGCAUUUCCCGUAGAUUCUCAUUUGCGCAGAUUCGAUGCUGAAUUCAAGCAAUUGAUUCGAACCCUCAACGAACUCAACCCUGAUGCC
Mesorhabditis belari is the source of this 1119-nucleotide messenger RNA. The record is from the annotation of a GenBank genome assembly. Lineage: Eukaryota; Metazoa; Nematoda; Chromadorea; Rhabditida; Rhabditidae.